This is a messenger RNA of Myotis lucifugus (little brown bat), 640 nucleotides long. RefSeq names its product nucleoside diphosphate kinase B. The coding region runs from base 48 to 506 and encodes 152 amino acids. Gene Ontology annotation, molecular function: nucleoside diphosphate kinase activity. The record is from RefSeq and is a predicted model, not a curated record. NCBI's taxonomy places the organism in Eukaryota, Metazoa, Chordata, Mammalia, Chiroptera, Vespertilionidae. Gene Ontology annotation, biological process: regulation of apoptotic process; CTP biosynthetic process; UTP biosynthetic process. The transcript has 4 exons.
GUGUCGGCGUGGCCCCCGAACCCUGACCGACCACUCGCCGCAGGACCAUGGCCAACACCGAGCGCACCUUCAUCGCCAUCAAGCCGGACGGCGUGCAGCGCGGCCUGGUGGGCGACAUCAUCAAGCGCUUCGAGCAGAAGGGGUUCCGCCUCGUGGCCAUGAAGUUCCUGCGGGCCUCUGAGGACCUCCUGAAGCAGCACUACAUUGACCUGAAAGACCGGCCCUUCUACCCGGGGCUGGUGAAGUACAUGAACUCGGGGCCUGUGGUGGCCAUGGUCUGGGAGGGGCUGAAUGUGGUGAAGACAGGGAGAAUGAUGCUUGGGGAGACCAAUCCAGCAGAUUCUAAGCCAGGCACCAUUCGUGGAGACUUUUGCAUUCAAGUUGGCAGGAACAUCAUUCAUGGCAGUGAUUCAGUAAAAAGUGCUGAGAGAGAAAUCAGCCUGUGGUUUAAGCCUGAAGAACUGGUCGACUACAAGUCUUGUGCUUUUGACUGGAUCUAUGAAUAAGAGGUGGACAAAGCAUCAGUCUCCUUGGCUCCACUUGAUGUGUCCCGGGACACAGCUCUUCAUUCCAUUGACCUGGAAGCAAAAGGAUCCAUCUUUUCUAAAGCAUAUUUACCAAUAAAGCCUUUGGAAACGGG